This is a messenger RNA of Acanthisitta chloris (rifleman), 1822 nucleotides long. It is a transcript of the gene SNX10, whose product is annotated as sorting nexin 10. The transcript is spliced from 4 exons. Gene Ontology annotation, molecular function: phosphatidylinositol binding. The record is from RefSeq and is a predicted model, not a curated record. Bases 145 to 498 code for a protein of 117 amino acids. Gene Ontology annotation, biological process: intracellular protein transport. NCBI's taxonomy places the organism in Eukaryota, Metazoa, Chordata, Aves, Passeriformes, Acanthisittidae.
CAGACAAACAGUAUAUGCUUUACAAGGAAGACAUCCUGUGUUAGACGACGCUUUCGAGAAUUUGUUUGGCUUCGGCAGAGGCUUCAGAGCAAUGCGGUGCUUAUACAGCUCCCUGAACUGCCAUCUAAAACUCCCUUUUUCAAUAUGAACAAUCCUCAUCACGUGGACCAUCGCCGUCGGGGUCUGCAAGAAUUCCUGGAAAAGAUCCUCCAAGAUGCAUUAUUGCUUUCAGACAGUAGGCUUCACCUCUUCUUACAGACUCAGCUCAGCCCAGAGGACAUGGAGGCUUGUGUAUCCGGACAGACCAAAUACUCUGUUGCUGAUGCAAUUCACAAGUUUGCCUCUUUGAACAGUCGUUUUCCUAUAGAAGAUGAAGAGAGCAAAAAAGGCAAAACCAAUGCAGAGUCAGAUUCAGAGAGUUCAUCCUCCGGGCUUGGACCUAGUGAUGACAGCAUUUCAUCUGGAUGUAAAGCAAGCCCAGCUUCUGAAGAAUCGUGAAAAAUCAUUCCUGUAUUGCUAUCUUAAGGACAGUACAAAGCAGUUUCUGCUCUGUUUACUGAUUAUAUGUACCACAUAAACAGGACUGGCUGGUAACACAUACCUAAAAGACCCAUCGUUCAUACAACCGUUUGUCCUUACAAAAUGUUGAAAACAGACCUUGAUACUAUUUUUUUGUUGAUUUUUAUUUUUAAUGUAUCUUGAUUCAGGUCUACAUGCUACCUAUUUAUGUCUUUGUGACUAUUACAAUCUCAGUAUUGGGUAAGUCAUGCUCUGCUGACAUAGGUGGCAGUUAAAAUAUUUUCCUCAGUGAGUGCAUGUGUUGCAUCUGAAAAAUAAAGUUGAUAACUUGAUUCCUCAUCUUAAAAGUUGCUAUAUCAUAUCAAACAUAUUCAAAGCAUCUUUUUGUAAUUUGCAUCAGAGAAGUUUCAUCUUUAGAAGUCAUUUGACAUUGGUGAUGAAAUUACACACCCCCCAAGUUACUCACUUUUUAAAGUAGCUCAGCAACAUCAGCAAAACAACAUUUGUACAAACUAUAUGCUGCUGACAAUUUGAGAUAUAAAUACAUCUUCCUCUGGUCUUUCUGUAAUGCUUAUGGAAAGCCUGGUUUUACCAUGCAUAAGUACUGAAGGCAAAAAUUCUUGAGCAUGUUUGGGUAGAAGUUUAGAAACAUAAGUAAAAAUUACAUUAUUUCUAGGCUUGCUGGAGAUUCUCAGUUCCCAGGGACUUAUGGCUACUCGUUCCCAGUGAAAAUCCUGGUUCAUUGAAACCAAUGGCUGAAUUUUGAAUUGACCUUGCUAGGGCCAGGAUUUCUGUUUCACUUUAGACACCUAUACUAGAAGAUGUCAGGAGAGAUGUUCUAGUUUAGCAGCUGAACCUGAGAGUAUCUCCCUCUCUGAGGUGAUGAUAAUCACAUGGCUAUAACACGCUGCAUGGACGUGGCCCUCUCCGCUCUCCAGGAGUAACAGGAGCUGCUGAUUUCAUUGUGGCUGUAGUUAACACGUUGGAAUAUUGACUUUUUUCACAAACAAAAGGCAGGCUUGAACACAACUUCGUAACCACCAACACUUAUUUUGAUUAAAUGUCAGUUUUGCUCUUUAUUGUUCGCAGCAGCUGCGUAGUGUCUUGUCCCAGAUUCUGUCAAAGGAAUAUGUUUCACUGUGGUGUUGUAUUUAUAUUUGACAUUUAACUGCUAUUAAAAAGAGCUAGGGGGUCUGAUCACCCUAGCAAAGCUCCCAUUAACUUCAGUGCUGUAGUUACCAGCUAGAAAUGGAUAUAAAUACAUGCCUUUUUUUUUUCUCUAAGAAUUUUGUGGUUACUUUCA